Medicago truncatula (barrel medic) is the source of this 3148-nucleotide messenger RNA. RefSeq names its product pentatricopeptide repeat-containing protein At2g04860. Gene Ontology annotation, molecular function: RNA binding; protein binding. NCBI's taxonomy places the organism in Eukaryota, Viridiplantae, Streptophyta, Magnoliopsida, Fabales, Fabaceae. Gene Ontology annotation, biological process: RNA modification. The record is from RefSeq and is a predicted model, not a curated record. The coding region runs from base 595 to 2784 and encodes 729 amino acids. The transcript has 2 exons.
AAAGAGGCAAGGUGGAAGCUGGUUUUAAUGUUCUACAUAUGACCCAUGAAAUCUACGCAAAAUGAAAGAAAGAAAUACAAGGGUUUUAAUUGUGCAUAUGUGCUUUGGCUGAGUCCCACAUCGGCUGGUGCAACAGUUAAAGUAAACUGGUAAUGUUAUAAAAAUCAGACUUCUUUUUGUCUUUUCCACAGGAAUUAUUAUUUCCGUCAAAAUUCUAAAAGAUUAUUGGGAGAAGGUUCAGCUAAAUCACGCACUGGAAAGAUGUAACGUUGUAUCUCCAACCAUGAAUGCUCUAGAUGAAAAUAACCAUAAUAGUUUUUGGACGGCGGUUCUGGAAUUUUUCAACAUAGAGAGAGCAAAACUAGCUAAACUGUGUGUAUCAAAGAAUACAACUAAUGGCCGAUCCAAACGAUCAAGAAACUCGACAUUAUGAAACAACUCUUCAUUUUAGCCUUAACAAUAUGUAUUUUUGAUAUUUUUUUAUUUGUUAGUUUGAGAAGUAGUAGCAUGUUGUAUUGUGGUUUAGCACUCCAUAUAAUCAAAAUUUCAAAAGAUUAUAUCACCCUUAAGCAAAAGUUAUGAUGUAGUUAUGAAAUGAAGUUUGCCUCCACUACAAUUCCCUGCUGCCUCAGAAGCAGACCCAAUCUUUCUCUGUUUCACUCUCUCUUCCAAAAUGCGACGAGCCCUGCACUUGUUAUAUUUCGCCAAAUUUUACAAGCUAACGUGAACCCAAAUGAAUUCACUUUUUCAUUACUCAUCAAAGCUUAUCUUUCAUCUCCUUCUUUCACUCAUUGUCCAUCAACCGCUGCUUUACAAGCACGUCAGAUUCAAACCCAGUGUCUCAAACGCGGUGUUAACCAAUUUAUUCAUGUUCAUACUUCUCUUAUUGAUUUGUACAUGAAACUUGGUUUUACCUCUCAUGCACGCAACAUGUUUGAUCAAAUGUCUUAUAGAGACGUUGUUUCAUGGAAUGUAUUGAUUUGUGGUUAUUCACAAAAUGGGUAUCUUUAUCAUGCUAUUCAACUCUUUGUAGACAUGUUAAGAGAGAAUUUUAAGCCUAAUCAAACUACAAUUGUUAGUUUGUUACCUUCUUGUGGUUGCUUCGAGCUGAUUUUUCAAGGUAGGUCCAUUCAUGGGUUUGGAAUUAAAGCUGGUUUUGGUUUGGAUUCUCAUUUGAAUAAUGCUCUUAUGUCAAUGUAUGCUAAAUGUGAUGAUUUGGAAGCUUCCCAACUUUUGUUUGAUGAAAUGGACGAGAAGAGUGUUGUUUCUUGGAAUACUAUGAUUGGCGUGUAUGGUCAAAAUGGUCUUUUUGACAAGGCUAUUCUUUACUUUAAAGAGAUGCUGAAGGAAGGUUUCCACCCUAGUUCGGUUACGAUAAUGAACCUUGUAUCGGCAAAUGCUUUUCCGGAAAAUGUUCAUUGUUAUGUUGUCAAAUGUGGCUUCACCAAUGAUGCUUCUGUUGUUACUUCGCUGGUUUGUCUAUAUGCAAAGCAAGGGUUCACAAAUACGGCGAAACAACUUUACAAAUAUUAUCCCACAAAAGACUUGAUUACGUUAACAGCGAUAAUCUCUAGCUAUUCUGAAAAAGGUGAUAUAGAGUCUGCAGUUGAGUGUUUUAUCCAAACUAUUCAGUUAGAUAUAAAACCAGAUGCAGUUGCUUUGAUUGGUGUACUUCAUGGAAUUACUAAUCCUUCACAUUUUGCUAUUGGAUGCACUUUCCACGGUUAUGGUGUGAAGAGUGGGUUGUCUAAUGAUUGCUUGGUUGCAAAUGGGCUAAUAAGUUUGUAUUCUAGAUUUGACGAGAUAGAAGCCGCUUUAUCUCUGUUUUAUGAUAUGAGAGAAAAACCACUGAUCACAUGGAAUUCUAUGAUAUCUGGCUGUGUGCAGGCUGGAAAGUCAAGUGAUGCCAUGGAGUUGUUCUCUGAAAUGAGCAUGUGUGGGAAAAAACCAGAUGCCAUUACUAUCGCUAGUCUACUUUCUGGGUGUUGCCAGCUUGGUAACCUGCGGAUUGGAGAGACGCUGCAUAGUUACAUUCUGAGGAACAAUGUGAGAGUAGAAGAUUUUAUAGGAACUGCUCUGAUAGACAUGUAUAGCAAGUGUGGAAGACUAGAUUAUGCUGAAAAGGUAUUUUAUAACAUCAAGGAUCCAUGUUUGGCAACAUGGAAUGCCAUCAUAUCAGGUUAUAGUUUAUAUGGUCUUGAGCAUACAGCUUUCGGUUGUUAUUCUAAACUGCAAGAACAAGGGUUAAAACCGGAUAAAAUCACCUUCUUGGGAGUUUUGGCAGCAUGCACGCAUGGGGGACUUGUCUAUUUAGGACUGGAAUACUUCAAUAUCAUGACUAAAGAGUAUGGUUUGAUGCCCAGUCUGCAACAUUAUGCAUGCAUAGUUGCUCUAUUAGGUAAAGAAGGCUUGUUCAAGGAAGCAAUUGAAUUUAUAAACAAAAUGGAGAUUCAGCCCGAUUCUGCUGUCUGGGGAGCUUUGUUAAAUGCUUGUUGCAUCCAACGAGAGGUGAAGCUUGGGGAAUGCUUGGCAAAAAAAUUGUUUCUAUUAAAUCACAAAAAUGGUGGAUUUUAUGUAUUAAUGUCAAAUCUUUAUGCCAUUGUUGGGAGAUGGGAUGAUGUAGCAAGGGUGAGGGAAAUGAUGAAAGAUAGUGGAGGAGAUGGAUGUUCAGGUGUUAGUGUUAUUGAUGUGAUUUCUGCUGAUGACUCUAAUAACAACAACAACUUAGGCCCAAGUGAAGUCUAUUUGAAUACAAGCAUUUGGCAGCAUUUGUGUCUAUAUUGACUUCAUAAUGCAUAACCACCGGGAUAUAUUUGAUGUGUCUAUUCAUCAUCAGAAUAGAAGAUUUGGAUGCAAAUAAUCCUUGCCUAGAACGAAUUUUAAGAGUUGGCUAAUGGUGUCUGGGUUGAACUGUACAAAUAAAAAUAAGAUGGCAAGAAACAAUGAAGAGAAAGUAGGCAAGCGUGGUCUUUGAAGUAAAGUGUUAAUCCUACUCAAAAGUUACAGAGAGAAAGCUACUACUGUGGUAACACUUUCUUUAUACGAGUACCAUGAUCUUAGGAAACACGCUGACGAGGAAGAAGAGCAAGCCAAUAUGUGGUUUGCGUGCAGCUGCUAAUUCUGAAGUUGAGAUAGAUGAGGAGGAUGU